Molecule: messenger RNA, 2469 nt
Organism: Peromyscus californicus insignis
Lineage: Eukaryota; Metazoa; Chordata; Mammalia; Rodentia; Cricetidae
Gene: Ca3
Product: carbonic anhydrase 3
Exons: 7
Coding region: 697-1773 (358 amino acids)
Cellular component (GO): cytoplasm
Molecular function (GO): carbonate dehydratase activity; zinc ion binding
Source: RefSeq, a predicted model, not a curated record
CCUUUUUGCCUAGUGUCUGAAUUUGUCUUGGAGAGUGAAAUUUUUAGGUAGCAUACUCAUUUUUUGACAGUGCCCUUCUAAAGCUUCGGGUAUCCUUGGCGUCCUGAGACUAACGGAGCACAACUCCCAGUGUGGCUCAGUCCCAGACAGCUGCUGAGUGAGGCUGGGGUGCAGAGUCCUUGCUCCGCCAGGGAUCCGGCGCUGUGCUCAGAGUCCUACAGAACAAAUGUACCCACUAGACUGGAUGUAAAGCCUUGCACGAUCUGCCUCAGAAACUCAUCCCUUGAAGGAUAACGGGACUGGGCAACGUGUAGUUGCGGGCUCCUCCUCAUCUCUGUUCCCGGGAUUUUACAUGUUUUUCACAAGGGAAUCAUGCUUGAGUUAGAGGAUCAGAGGAGUUCUUUCCUGCCACUCUAACCGGAUUCCUACAGGGAAAGGAACCUUAGCAUUCAGAGACCGCAGCCGGUGGUCCUCCAGUCCGAGGUAAAAGCAACGUCUUCUGAGUGGGGCUGCAAGAGCGCGGGUGCAACUUUUAGUUGCUGACUAAGCGGAACAGCACGGCCGCCUGCGCCCGCGCCUCCCCAGACCCCCAAGUGCAUGAAAGACGGAGGGAACCAGCAUGGCCAAAGCCGGAGCUCUUAGAAAGCCCUGCCUCUCGGAAACUUGCAAAGGGAGCAGGGGAAGGAGCCAGGGCUCAUGCGAGAGCCGCGGGGAGGGCGGGGGUGGGGGGGGCUUCCGCCCCCUCGCUGCCCCCUCCUGCCACCCUCUCACCCGGACAGCUGUUCAGCUCUUGUAAUUCAUUGGCUUCCCCCGCCCCGCCUUCCAAAUACCACCCCAAUCCAGUUUAGCCCCCUGCCUCACCCUGCUGACCUAAUAAGGCCAUGCACACUGCAGGAGACCUAUAUAAAAGUCAGGACAGUUGGGGACGGCAGGACAACUGGAGCAAGGAAAGGAAGGAGCUGUCCAGCGCUGAGAAACAAGAAGGUGACCAUGGCUAAGGAGUGGGGCUACGCCAGCCACAACGGUCCUGAGCAUUGGCAUGAACUUUAUCCAAUUGCCAAAGGGGACAACCAGUCACCCAUUGAGCUGCAUACUAAAGACAUCAAGCAUGACCCCUCUCUGCAGCCCUGGUCAGCAUCUUAUGAUCCGGGCUCUGCUAAGACCAUCCUGAACAACGGGAAGACCUGCAGAGUUGUGUUUGAUGAUACUUAUGACAGGUCCAUGCUGAGGGGUGGUCCUCUCUCUGGACCCUACCGACUUCGCCAGUUCCAUCUUCACUGGGGCUCCUCGGAUGACCAUGGCUCUGAGCACACAGUGGAUGGAGUGAAGUAUGCUGCUGAGCUUCACCUGGUUCACUGGAACCCGAAGUACAACACCUUUGGAGAAGCUCUAAAGCAACCCGAUGGAAUUGCUGUGGUUGGCAUUUUUCUGAAGAUAGGACGGGAGAAAGGGGAAUUCCAGAUUCUCCUAGAUGCCCUGGACAAAGUUAAGACUAAGGGCAAGGAGGCUCCUUUCACGCACUUCGACCCGUCGUGCCUGUUCCCUGCUUGCCGGGACUACUGGACCUACCAUGGCUCCUUCACCACCCCACCCUGCGAGGAAUGCAUCGUGUGGCUGCUGUUGAAGGAGCCUAUGACCGUGAGCUCAGACCAGAUGGCCAAGCUGCGCAGCCUCUUCGCCAGCGCGGAGAAUGAGCCCCCAGUGCCUCUGGUGGGGAACUGGCGCCCUCCGCAGCCGGUCAAGGGCAGGGUGGUGAGGGCCUCCUUCAAGUGAGGCUCUGGAUUUGCCCUCUUCAGGAAAGAAAACUUGCUCCUGAAGAGUUGCCUGCCUCCUCCUCCUGGUGCUCUGUUUUCUAAGCUGUUCUAAAACACCUAGAGGGAAAAGAUGCAGUCACGUGAAAUAGCAACGCCUUUUGACACUCUCUAACCCAGAAGCAUGAAUUUCACACCUAACCUUUAUAAUAACCACCUUUUCUAUAAAAUUAGUAUUUCUAGUAUGGGUUCAAUGAGGAAGAAAUAGAAGAAGAGAUAUAUACAACAAUGACUUACUGAGCAUAUUGAAUUUCUCACAAUCUCAGGGCUCCUGUUUUCCAACUGAGUUACUGAUAUUACAGAAGUCAUGCUGUGUGCGUGGGUGGGUACGGAGAUGCGUGCCCACUGUUAGGAUCAUUGUGUUUUAUCUCUUAAUACCAGCAAAACUCCAUUACUCGCUAAAAUUUUGCCUACUACCAAGUUUACCUGGUUUAAAUUGUCUGUAAAACACACACACACACACACACACACACACACACACACACACACACACACACGAUCAGGUGUUUUAAAAUGUUCAAUCCAGCAUUUGAAUUUCUUCUCCAUAAAGAUGGUUUUCUUUGUCCAAAGCAGGGCCAUUUCUUUUUUAUUUCACUACUUUUAUCUUUGCAUGCUUAUUAAAAUAAUAAUAAUAGUAAUAAUAAAAAUAAAAACUGUC